Molecule: messenger RNA, 3305 nt
Organism: Zingiber officinale
Lineage: Eukaryota; Viridiplantae; Streptophyta; Magnoliopsida; Zingiberales; Zingiberaceae
Product: protein CLMP1-like
Exons: 4
Coding region: 71-2485 (804 amino acids)
Molecular function (GO): protein binding
Source: RefSeq, a predicted model, not a curated record
UCGUGUCGUCCCCAAAUCCCAACUCCAAUCUCAUCCGCUGCCUAAAGCCCUAGCUUCUCAUUUCGCCGGGAUGGGAAAAUCCGGCGACCAGAAGAAGAAGAAGAAGGGAUCCCGAGCGGCUGCUGCCUCAGGCACCCCUGCCUCAGCCUCGACUCCGACGCCGACGCCGACGCCGACGCCGCCGCCCCCUCCUCCGCCGUCGCACCCCCCUCCUCCGGCGCCGAGCAACGGCGUCGUGGAGGUGGACGUGUCCCUCCUAUUGAAGCGCGCCCACGAGCUUAAGGAAGAGGGCAACCGGCUGUUCCAGGCGAAGGACUACGGCGGCGCUUUGGGGCAGUACGAGAUCGCGCUCAAACUCACCCCGCGCGGCCACCCGGACCGCGCCGUCUUCCACAGCAACCGCGCCGCCUGCCUCAUGCAGAUGCGUCCCGUCGAUCACGAGGCCGUCGCGGCGGAGUGCUCGCUCGCGCUGCAGGCUCAGCCGGGCUUCCCGCGUGCUCUGCUCCGCCGCGCUCGGGCCCUCGAGGCCCUCUGCAGGUACGAUCUCGCCCUCGAGGACGUUCACUCGCUGCUUGCGCUGGACUCCUCCCAUCCGGACGCUCUCGAUCUCGCUCGCCGCCUCCGCGCUGCUGUCGCUCCGGCCGCUCCGUCGGAUCCCGGAAGUCGACCCUCUCCUGCGGCCCUAGGUGCCUCCGCCGUUCAGGUUGGCAUUCCCAUCUCCGGUCUCGGCCCUUGCCUUCCUGCCCGUUCCAAAAAGGCAUCCACGCCCCCGCAGCCUUCACUUAGUGCAAAUAAGCCGACCGUUCCUUCUCAAAACGAUCAUUGCUCUAACUCGCCGUCUCUUUCUAACGGUCCCCAAAUCAAACCCUUUCGACUGGUUCCUUUUAAGCCUUCUAAUGGCGAGGCCUCUUCCCAAUCAUCACAAGUCGUGUCACCUAGAGGCAGUUCGCGGCAAAGUGUCAAAAAGGAGGUUUCUCUAGAAGCAGCAGUGAUCCGUUGGAGGCCAUUGAAGCUCGUGUAUGACCAUGAUAUCAGGCUCGCCCAAAUGCAGGCAAAUUGCACCUUCAAAGGCCUCAGGGAAAUUGUGGCCAAUAGAUAUCCUUCGUCCAAGUCUGUGCUGAUCAAGUACAAGGAUGCUGACGGAGAUCUUAUAACUGUGACCAGCACCGCAGAGUUAAGAUUAGCAGAAUCUUUUGUUGACGAGCUCAAUAAAAAAGAAGUAAAAGAAGGCUCUGGAGUUGAUAAGGAUGAUAAACUGCAGCUAUUGCGGUUACACAUUAUGGAGGUGAGCCCUGAGCAGGAGCCUCAGGUUCCUGAAGAAGAGGAGAAGCUUCUGGAGGAGGAAGGGCAGAACAUUGAUCAGUGUGUUUCAGAUUCAGUUAAUGACGAUUCCAUUGAAGAAACAGUGAACAAUGAGGUCAUAAGGAUGGGUUCAGAGGCUGAAGAAGUUGUAAAAGAUAAGAUUGGAGUGUCACACAAAGGAUGUGAUCAUCCUGAGUGUAAGGAAGUCGAGAUUGAUGAUUGGCUGUAUGAAUUUGCUCAGUUGUUUAGGAACCAAAUAGGGAUUGACCCUGAAGCACAUUUAGACUUGCAUGAGCUUGGAAUGGAGUUGUGCUCUGAGGCACUUGAGGAGACGGUGACCGGAGAGGAAGCUCAAGGCCUGUUUGACAUGGCUGCCGCUAAGUUUCAGGAAGUGGCAGCCCUAUCUUUCUUCAAUUGGGGAAAUGUGCAUAUGUGCGCUGCAAGGAAACGCAUCCCUCUGGAUGAGUCUGCACCUGAAGAUGUCAUGGCUGCACAGCUUCAAACUGCUUAUGAUUGGGUCAGUGAGCGGUAUGCUCUUGCUGGGAAAAAAUAUGAAGAAGCACUUAGAAUCAAGCCUGACUUUUAUGAAGGUUUACUUGCCUUAGGACAACAGGAAUUUGAAACCGCAAAGCUCCACUGGUCAUUUGCACUGGCUAAGAAGUUGGAUCUAUCAACUUGGGAUUCUUCAGAAACAAUCAGACUUUUUGAUGGGGCAGAGAAAAAGAUGAAUGCUGCUACUGAGAUGUGGGAGAAAGUGGAACAGCAGAGAAUAAAUGAGCUUAAAGACCCUGGAAAAAGCAAGGAGGAUGAGUUGUUGAAGAAGAGAAAGAAGCAAAGAGCUGCAGAUGGCCAAGGGGAGUUAUCAACUGAGGAGGCUGCAGAGCAAGCGGCAGCAAUGAGAUCUCAGAUACAUCUGUUUUGGGGCAACAUGCUCUUUGAACGUUCCCAAGUUGAAUUUAAGCUUGGUUUUGGCGACUGGAAAAAGAAUCUUGAUGCUGCUGUUGAAAGAUUCAAGCUAGCCGGGGCUGCUGAAGGGGACAUAUCUACAGUUCUUAAGAAACAUGCGUCCAAUGAAACUGAAGCAGACUUCAAUGAGAAGAAAAUUACAAUUUCAAGUAAUGCAAUAUCUGAAGCAAAUUCCAAGGAUGUGGAUAAACAUAUGCUGGAAAAUUGUCAUUUGUAGGGCUUGGUUGUUGAUCAAAAUGUUAAAAUGAAUUUGGAAUAUCUGUUUAUCUUGGGCAAAAGUCUAACUUAUCAUUCUGGGAACCAUCUUAGUGGAUGAUGUGGUAUUUUUGACUUUUUAUUGGAGCAAGUAUCCUGCUGCUCUUUUCAAUGAGAUAUCGUUUCAAUUGUUUCAGGAUGGUUUGGUGAUCAUAUCUUGCAAUUUGAGGUUAUACGAAGGUUGGUGUCCUGGCUUGAUGAGACUUUACAUUCUCUAUCUGUUAAACUUUGGCUGAAAUGACAUUUUCAAACUCUUCGACAAGUUUGUUCGAUUGACCUGUGGAUUCAACCAAUAACUGAGUGAUUCAAAGAUAGACAAACAUUAUUUGUUUCAAAUCAGAUGAGCAGUGUUGAACAUCCUAGGAUUUUCUGUUGCAAGUGUAGGAGGCCCCCCUUCUUGUUGUGCCUUGUUGUGCUUCUUCUUCGGCAGCUUUAUAAAAGCAGGUGAGGUUGCUCAGGUGGGUUGUCCCCCACCUCCCCCAAAUGCAUGAUUCGAUUCCAUCGACACAUAUCGUGUCAUCGCCACCACAUCCGUCUCUUUGUGGUCUAAGUCGCAAAGUAAAACAUUGCCUUCAAUCUCGUGAACUUGUCUUUCAAUUUUAACUCAUCUGUCUUGUUUUGGUUUCAGUUUGAACAGAGAUUGCUUAGUAUUAGUUGCUCGUGUUCAUUAUCAUGAAUUCUUACUGUUAUUUGACUCAUCAUUUCAGUUUGGUUUGAAUUCAUAUGUUUUUGCUUGUAAAAUGUUUCCUCGCAUAUGGAAAAUAAGAGUCGUGUUUGUGCAA